AUGUCACUGGAAAUUUUGUCAGCACAGACACAAAGUUUCAAAGACUCAGCCAUUGAGCUGAUUGGCAACAAAUACAAGAAUGUUCAUGUACAGUCUGUUAAUUUUGAAGUUAAACAAGACAAAUAUGAAGCAAAAAUAGCUAUUAUCACAGAUUUGAGGCUAAUUAUAGCAAAGCACAAACCUUUAAAGAUUGAAUCAAGCAUUCACUAUGGAGACAUAGUGUGUGUCAAAUGCCAGGACACAAAUAUGGUAUCUUUAGUAUACGAACCGUGGAGUAGUAGUAGUAGUACUAGUGGUGGUGGUGGUGGUAGCGCGCCUGGCAGCGCCACAAAGCAAGUGAAGCUAGCAGCUGCGAGUUACGAUGACGAUUUGUCAAUGUUCUUGAGAACUUUCUUUGAGUUUAUCACCAUCGUACAUCAUUAUUAUCCAAUCAGGAAGACUUUUUCGCAUCGAGUCGGUUUCCCGGACCAACACGCCUACCUACUGUCGCCGUGUGGUAACUUCACCAACGUCUACCGGUCGAAAUGUGACCAGUCGGAUGCCAUCUAUCACGAAGAUGUUGCGUGGGACAUAAAUACCUUGUACAAUUCAGCUGACAACGCCGAAUUCAUCCUGUCCGAUUUUGAGAACAUCCCACAGAAGCAGAUGAUUCCGUUACUGGCAGCCCUAGAGCACAAUUUUUAUUUCAAAACGUUCAAUCUAUCCAACGUGAAAUUGACAAACGACCAUUGCAACGAGUUACUCAAAGUUUUAAAAAGUAACAUAACUGUACAGAGUCUUAACAUUAGUAACACAGGCGUUAAAAGUGAUUACGUGACGAAGUUGUUUCCAACUCUGCACCAUCCACAUCCCUUGUGCAUCAAACAUCUGGACCUUUCAAAUAACCUCUUAGAAGACAAAGGCUUAACAUCAUUAUGCACCUUCCUAUCGACACACAACACUGAACUGGUGACCUUGAACUUAGCUUCGACGUCCUUGACCUACAAAGGUAUCAACCAAUUGGGCGAGAGUUUAUGUUGCCAGCCGUGUUACAAGCAGACGCUGAGUAAGCUGGAUCUUUCGGGCAAUUUGUUGAAGGGUGAUGAUAUUAGUCUGAUGCAUAAAUUCUUAGCGGAGCAAAACAGAUUACGGCAUAUAAACAUCUCAGGCACAGAUUGGCCUCUAGAUACAUUUUUCUCAGCUGCUGCACGUGGUUGCACGCAGUACCUCCAAACGCUGAACGUAUCAAACUGUGCAAUAAGCAGAAAGCAGGCGGCCCUCAAAGAUGGUCAUCUCGCUGACAGUGGCCUCCUGCUGUCCUGGAAACAGUUUUUCACUUCCGUUUCCGGUUUAAGUUCGGUGGAUUUUAGCAACGUUAAGAUGAACGCCGAAGCUGUCAAGUGUAUUCUAGACGGUUUGCAAAAUAACACGGUACUCAGCGAUAUAAAACUCAUUCUGAUUGGCUGUCAGCUUGGCCAAUCACAGCCUUCGAUCCAAAUUUUCACUUCUAGAAUUUCGACCAUGAAGAAUGUUACUAGCCUGGAUAUAAGUGAUAACGGUUUGGACCAGCUGUUAAUAAACAUAGUCGAAGAGUUAACUAUUAACAAAUCAAUCAAGCAGUUAUUCAUUGGUAGUAAUGUUAUAACAACUAAACCGAGAUGGGUUCAUAAGUUGAUGGAGAAGCUAGUAACAAUGCUACAAGAUGAUAGAAAUCGAAUAGAAACGAUAUCCCUUAAGAACAUGAAAAUAAAGUCCGACCUGACGAUAUUAUUUGACGCCCUGGCCGCCAACGAUAAACUUACGUCGCUAGACGUCAGCGAAAAUGGCAUGGGCGAUGCAGGGGCGCGCAUAUUGUCGAAGGCCUUGAUGUUGAACAGAUCGAUGUUGACGCUGGCGUUGGAUGGCAGUCAGCUGACGCACGUUGGCUUCGAAGCUGUGGCCAGUGCGUUCGAGAGGAACACGACCUUGCGGGAACUACCAAUACCGUUAAAUGAUGUUUUGAGCGCUUGCAAAAUCAAUCAACAAGCUACUGACGCCGCCAUAAAGAAGAUCGAGUCGAGCCUAAGAAGGAACCAAACAAUCCUUCAUUUUGAAGACUACAGACCUACUCUGAGAUUUGAACAGUGGAUGUCUAACACAUUCGAUCAGGAGUUACUUACAUCAGGAAUUCGGGAACUUUCUGAAUUACUGACAGUAUUCAGCAAUACUCUGGGCUACAGAUCUUGUAAUAAAUUACUCGAGCGUGCCAUUGAAAAUUGUAGGCAGGUUCUACUGGACUCUGUUGCCAUCAAAAAAUUCUUUGAGAGCACGUACCAGCAUGUAAAAUCGAUGAAAGACUGUAUGGUUGGUUGUGAGGUGGAGAGAGACAUUUCAAAUAGAUACAUGCACUUUUUGCAAGAUAUGAUGGAAGGGUACGGAAAAUUUACCUACGAUUCAUUUGCGUCACUGCUGAAAAACAAGUUUAAACCGGAAAAUUUCCAUUUGACGGAAGAGGAGUUUGAGCGGACACGCUGGGACGUGGUGUCGCACAUUCGGGACUACGGCUGCUCCCACCUCAUGAGGUCCUGCUACGAAAGAUUGCAGCUCUUCAGUGUGCAGGUCAUGAACUAUUCGCUGGAGGCACUGGACCUGGCAGCCGUUAGAGUUAAAAUGUUAACAGCAAGAGUAGCCGAUCAAAUUGCGCGCGAAAACAUUCCAAACGAGAUGAAUGAAUUCGUCGGACCAAUAGGAAACGAGUAUGACGACAUAGAUGACGUCAUCGGUAGCGGCCAUCUUGUUUCCGGUGAUCAGGCGGCCGGUGGUGGUGAUGAUGACAAUGAUGAGUUUAUGCCGCCCAAGAGAAUCUCAAGCUCAAAGUGCAAGUCGUCGAGACCGGCCUCUGUUUUAAAAUAUUCGGAAGAUUUCCAGGGAGCUGCCACCACUCAGGGACCUGUCUCGCCCCCCUUAGAUUGUGACGUCAGCAACACUACCAGUCCUCCACUGGUGCAUCUAUGCAAGGAUAGGCCCAAGAGGCCCAAAAGUCGGCCCCCUACUAAGCCCGUCAGGGACUCCGGGGAGGGUAACGAUUGGGGUGACAUGAGAAGUGGUUACGAGUUGUUGCAGAGUGGUUUGAGUCUUGGUGUAGAGCCACAACAACAACAACCGCAACAACAUCAAACUAUCAUUCCUUGCUCAACUUCGUCCGCGCCAACAACUCCCAAAUCCAAAAAGAGUGACGACAGUUUUUUGUCUUCAAGCAUUUCAUCGACCGGAAUCUACGCCAAAAAACAACAAUUGGACGCUGUUUUCAACUCCCCGGCCGCAACAACUUCACCACACCAGGCGACUGCUUGCGACAAAUCCGCCACACCCUCCUCAUCAUCCCUUUCUCCAGUUCCGGCACUCAGGAUCAAAAAAUUGAUGAAAUCAGCCGCAAGCAACCCCACCCAGCAACAACAACUUCCUCUAACAGCAUCUAGCAACGAUCCACAGCUACCACUACCACCAGCAGCAGCUACAGUAGCAGCAGCUCUAGAUGACAGCACAUCACCAAUCAGGAACAAAUUUGCCGCCAUGACACUCGAAGAUCGGGAACCUUCCGUGGUUCAGUCAGCUCCUGCAAAACUUCGCAAGCCCCCCCAAGCCCUGAGGUCCGGUGGGGGUGGUGGUGGGGGCUUGAUGCCAUCUAUGCAAGAGAUCCAACAGAAGAGGCUGACUAUGAAGCAUGUUACUGAUGACGAAGUUCCCAACAUUGUUGUUACAGACAGAAGUAAAAGAGCUUCAGACAGCAACAUACUGAGACCAACGCAAGCAGAGUUAAGCAGUGGGAGCGGUGCUGCAGAGGGGGGCUCAGGGACUGCCGAAGGGGGUCUAGGAGGGUCUGAAAGUCAACACAAGGGAGGCUACAAAAGGGGUAAACUCGUACCGCCACCACCACCGAAGCAUAAAAGGAAUAGCGCGAGUGGUAAAUUUGUCAGCGGAGAGAAGAGAUUAGGUGGAGAGCCUAUCGCCUCGGGGAAACUAAUUUUGUUACACACACUUAUAAUAUAUAAUAAUAAUAAUUAUUAGUAUUAGUAUUAGUAUUAUGUUUAUAUACAUGUGUAUUUUUAUAUAAUUUUCUAUUUAUAAGUUCCAUUUUUAUGAACUCUUAGCAGGAUGUCUUCUGUUAUAUUAUAUAUUUACAUUCAAUGAUGAUUGUACUCACAAAAACGUUAUUCACACACGCGCACUCGCACACACAUAAAUACACACACACACACACACACACACACACACAACAUAUAUAUAUAUAUAUAAUUUUUUUAUUUUUCAUGUUUAGUUUAUAUUAGGUUUCAAAUGUAUUUCUAUUCGUUAUAUUUAUAAGUAUUUCAGGUAUUAAAUAUACAUACACACAUACAUACAUAUACACAUACAUACAUACAUACAUACAUACAUACAUACAUACAUACACAUACAUACAUAUACAUACAUACAUACAUACAUACAUACAUACAUACAUACAUACAUACAUACAUACAUACAUACAAACAUACAUACAAACACACAUACAUACAUACAUACAUACAAACAUACAUACAAACACACAUACAAAUAUUUUCUUAGAGUCAAAACAGUAUUCUUGCCUUGGUCGGUUACAUUAUAAUUAUGAAUUUUAAUUUGAUGUGAAUUUAUAUGAGAGGUGAAGAAUUAAAAAAACUGAAGCAUCAUUGCAACAAAUUUUCUUAGUUUAUCUAUCUAUUUAUAGUAUGUUUAUUUAACUUCGUCUUUGUCAUUAUUAUUAUUUAUUAUUAUUAUUUAUUAUUAUUAUUAUUGUUGUUGUUGUUAUUGUUGUUGUUUUUGUUGUUGUUGUUGUUGUUAUCGUCCUCAGGUAGGUCCAUUUAAUCGGCCAUUAAUGUAUGUCUGCUGCUUUCAUGACAGCAGUAAAACAAUCACAUUAACGUCAAUAUCAGAACGAUUAGGCCAACAGCAAGAACAACAUUAACGACAACAACAACAACAUCAUCAUUAACGACAACAACAACAUCAAUUUGAUAGUCAACAGAUGUAACAUUAAAAAUCAAACGAUCGAUCAUGUGUCUACCUCUGCUACUGCUGGGGUUGCGGUGGUCGUGAUAAUGAUCGUGAUUGUGGCAGUGAUGAUGAUGAUGACGACGACGACGAUGAUGAUAAUGA
Helobdella robusta is the source of this 5130-nucleotide messenger RNA. RefSeq lists its product as hypothetical. The coding region runs from base 1 to 4026 and encodes 1341 amino acids. Gene Ontology annotation, molecular function: protein binding. Gene Ontology annotation, biological process: regulation of Arp2/3 complex-mediated actin nucleation; cell migration. Gene Ontology annotation, cellular component: lamellipodium; plasma membrane. The record is from RefSeq and is a predicted model, not a curated record. Lineage: Eukaryota; Metazoa; Annelida; Clitellata; Rhynchobdellida; Glossiphoniidae. The transcript is spliced from 32 exons.